Molecule: messenger RNA, 1810 nt
Organism: Propithecus coquereli (Coquerel's sifaka)
Lineage: Eukaryota; Metazoa; Chordata; Mammalia; Primates; Indriidae
Gene: RASSF4
Product: Ras association (RalGDS/AF-6) domain family member 4
Exons: 11
Coding region: 54-1061 (335 amino acids)
Biological process (GO): signal transduction
Source: RefSeq, a predicted model, not a curated record
GCGGGCGCAGGCGAGGGCACGGCAGACGCAGCGGCCUCUGGACAGCGCGAUGAAUGGACGGUGACUUCCGCGUCUGCAGACAAGAGGAGGAGAAGAUGAAGGAAGAUUGUCUGUCCAGUUCUCACGUGCCCAUCAGCGACAGCAAAUCCAUUCAGAGGUCGGAGCUCUUGAGCCUGCUGAAAACCUACAACUGCUACCAUGAGGGCACCAGCUUUCAGCUGAGACACAGAGAGGAAGAAGGGGCUCUGAUCGUCGAGGGGCUCCUCAGCAUCGCCUGGGGACUCAGGCGGCCCAUCCGACUGCAGGUGCAGGACGACCGGGAGCGCGUGCACCUCCCCUCAGCGUCGUGGGCACCCGCACGGCCCAGCAGCCACCCAAAGGAGCCACCUCCCCAGGAUGGCAGGGUCACUGCCCAGGAGCCAGGCACUCAGCCAGCGCGCAAGGCCGAGAGUUCCAGGGACAGCGCAGGGCCCCCGGAGGAGGACGAGGAGAUCCCACAGCUCAUGCGCACCAAGAGCGACGCCAGCUGCAUGAUCCAGAGGAGGCCCAAGUGCCGCGCGCCCGGCGAGGCCCAGCGCCUCCGGAGACACCGGUUCUCCAUCAACGGGCACUUUUACAAUCACAAGACCUCCGUGUUUACUCCGGCCUAUGGGUCCGUGACCAACGUGAGGGUCAACAGCACCAUGACAACCCCACACGUGCUCACCCUGCUGCUGAACAAGUUCAGGGUGGAAGACGGCCCCAGUGAGUUUGCGCUCUACAUCCUUCACGAGUCCGGGGAGCGGACAAAAUUAAGAGACUGUGAGUACCCGCUGAUUUCUAGAAUCCUGCACGGGCCGUGUGAGAAGAUCGUCAAGAUAUUCCUGAUGGAAGCUGACCUGGGCGUGGAGGUGCCCCACGAGGUUGCUCAGUACAUUAAGUUUGAAAUGCCGGUGCUGGACAGUUUUGUUGAAAAAUUAAAAGAAGAGGAGGAAAGAGAAAUAAUGAAACUGACCAUGAAGUUCCAAGCCCUGCGUCUGACGAUGCUCCAGCGCCUGGAGCAGCUGGUAGGGGGUGAGUAGCUGGCCAGCGCCUGCCGCUUCCGAAGGCUCUAGCAGCAGCAGAUGCACCUGAGCCCCGGCGGCAGGGCCCUGGCUGGUCACACCGAUGACGGCCGCCACCUGAGCAGUCUGCACCUGUGCUUCCGCCUGUCUGAAGCCCAAGUACCACGAGUCCCCCAGCCCUAGCUCUCGGCGCUGAAGCGAGCACUCACAGGGAGCAGACCCAGAUCGCCAGGCGGGAUCUGCGUGGCCAGUCCUGCCCAUGCCACACCUUUCCUGCUCAGGAGAGCAGUACUGGACCAGUGCCUGGGGCACGGGCUUUAUCCACUUGCUCAGUGCCUGGCCCAGAGCCCCUGCGUGAACCACGAGAUCCCUGUCAACACUCACGUCAUGCUGCCACACAGGAACUCUGCUGGGAAAAGCAGGGACUGCCAGCAGGUAUGGGACCUGCCCUGCUCCCAGCCAUUGCCUCCACGGUGUGCCCAGCCUCCAAGCUUCCGAUGUCACCCAUGAGCCUUGCACAACCUGGCCCCUGGGGGCAGAGGUGAGAGCAGGAAUAAGACCACCUUCCCUCUGCAGAAAUCAGUCUUAACUUCAUCAGCAAGAUUUGAAGGAAUCCUUGUGAGAAGCUGGAAGAAACACAAUGCGGUCCCAUUGGGGGGCGGUUCACACUACGUUGAAAGGGUGCUGACCCAGGUGGAUGCCCCGCAGCGGCUCUGGAAGGCAGUGCUCAGCCCCAUCCCACAGUCCCGUGGACGGCUGUCUGCCUC